This is a messenger RNA of Mus caroli (Ryukyu mouse), 494 nucleotides long. Lineage: Eukaryota; Metazoa; Chordata; Mammalia; Rodentia; Muridae. The record is from RefSeq and is a predicted model, not a curated record.
AAAUGGAGAGUUCAACAAAUGUUUCUUCCUCUGUCCCUUCUCUUUAACGUGACGCUGAUGUCUAGUUCCCGACGUGUCCAGAGGCCAAGCCCCCCUUACUGCGCACACUCGCCUCUCACCAAGGAUGUAGCCGCCUCCCAGCGACCCCUUCGGCCCGCCGGAAACAGCAGCGAGCCUCUUCAGGGCCAGACCCCGGGGGACGCGCCCACUGACACCGCGGGCCACGCCACCACGGACACGCGUGACAGCGCCCACGCAGCCCUCCGGCACGCCAUUUCCACUCGGCCUCGGGUCAUCCUCUGGUCUCGGGACCGCACCCACCAGACCCAGCCAGGGCAGCCCGGCCCGGCCCGCUAGGCCCGGCCCCAGACCGGAAGCCUCCGCCGCCCCUCUCCUCACCGUGUCGACCCCUGAGCCGUCUUCCCGGGUGCCCUCGUUCUCCUCACCGACCACGGCCUCCAGCACAGCGCCAGGGCCACCCAGCGGCUCCAGGG